CCUGCGACGGAGCGGCGGCCGAGAGCGCUGAUCUCCUCAGCCAGCGACGUGACUCGCCGAGUUAGAGCGCCGUGCUCGGGGGCAGGGGAGCGGUAGUCACCUCCAGCGAUCCGGUCGCCACCGGUAACAUGUUACGCAACCACAGUGACUCUGACAGCGACUGAGUGACUCGUGUUAGCUUAAAGAAGCUAACCCAGCUAGCCAGCCCCCCCCUCUCCCCCCGACACAAGCUGCCGACAAGAGCCAGUUCUGGUCCCAGCGCCGGGCCACUUCACCGGGGAUCACGACCGCGACGGGCGUCCGGCAGACCGGUUUGCUAUUUUCCUCUUUCGGCUCCACGUCGUUUCAUCUCUUCUGAACCAAUGGCUUUGGUGACGGCGACCAGGAGACUGAUCCACGUCACGAUGAGGGCAAGUUCAGCCGGGACAGCGACUGUCAGCUCGGCGAGGAGCACAGCUGCCUCCGCUGGCAGCGCGCCGGUACUCCGGGGGCGAAACACUGCGGCCUGUCUCCGCCAGAGGCACUUCACCACCAACACACAACCUCUCAGAUCAGAUAAUAAGGUCACGGUCCACUUCAUCAACAGAGACGGGGAGAAGAUCACGGUGAAGGGGGCCCCUGGAGACUCGCUGUUAGACGUCAUCAUCGACGAAGACUUAGACUUUGAUGGCUUCGGAGCUUGUGAAGGAACGCUGGCAUGUUCUACAUGCCAUCUGAUCUUUGAGGAGGACGUCUAUAAGAAGCUGGGGCCCAUCACAGAUGAGGAGAUGGACAUGCUAGACCUGGCCUAUGGCCUGACUGACACGUCCCGUCUUGGUUGCCAGAUUUGUUUGACUAAGGCACUGGAAGGCAUGGUGGCCCGGGUCCCAGAGAGUGUAUCUGACAUCAGACAGAGCGGGGAUGGAUCCGCUUAACUGGCGACCAGCACCUGACUGUUAGGCUCUAGAGGCUAGACGGUCCAGUCUUGUGAUGUCAGAAUGUAGGUUACUGCACAGUGCAGGCCUGGUGGGCAGUAUACGUGUCAUUUUAUCUAUUCUGAUUGCCUGGCUCAGUAUCGUCUUUCCCUCAGUUUUAAACCUACAGUCCUGUGUGACAGACCCGCGGAGCCACCCCUUUAUUUUUUAUAGCCAGCAAGAAAUACUUGAGCCCAUGUCGAAUUCUUUUCAGCAAAAAAAAAACAAACAUUUUUUUAGACAUAGAUGAAGACUAGCGUUGAACCCAGGACUGAGCUUAAAUGGCAAUAUAAAUUUUUGGAAUUUUCUAGCAUAGCCUCUGUGUUUAGGAGAGUCGGUAUGUCUCCCAGGAGCCACAUCUGAUUCUCUACUGCAAAAGUAAGGAGUGAAGGAAGACACCUUAGUUGGAUCUGUGACUAUAACUGAACGCCCAUCCCAAGUUGAAACUCUAAAUUGAAGUCAUUGUUUUUCAGUUUUCUGUGUAGAAAGAAAAUAUACAACCUAGCUGGCAGCAGUAGAGUCCUUAAUGUCAUUCUUAACUUGACCUGGGUUUAUAUUUAAGACUGACAUGCUUUGAAAAUGUCGUUUCCUUUUUGUGUUGGAAAACUCGUGUGCCUUGGAGGGAAAGGUUUGUGCAGGUUUUCGUGCUUACGGUUCACUCUGCGAACCCGUUUUACUUAGUUAUCCACCUGUCCAGUUGAAAGUGUGAUUAUUAAAGAAUCAAUUACCGUAGAGUUUAGUUCAGAUGAAAGCCUGCAUAUACACCACUCUGUCUCGUACGAUUCAUAUUUUCCCUCACAAAGAUAUGAGUUUAGAGUCAGCCAGCCAGCAGUGUUGCCAGCUGGGAGAGAUUUCUGCACAUGUCUGACAUCUUAGUCAAAUACCUCUGCAAAGUGGACAGUAAGCGUCAUAGAGCCUAACGCUGCAGCCCUGUGGGAAAGAUAAGGCUGCCUGUUAUCGGGGAAUCAGUUGUUUGGUGCUUACGAGGUGUUUUCCUCAAACAUUGUGCCGAUUCAAAGAAGGUUGACUCAGUUCAUCUGGUACAGAUGUGUCAUCACUCAGCUAAGUGAGAUCGUCAGUCUAGACUGCAGGUGUCCCCACCCUUAUAAACAACACAGUACCAUACAGUGCAUAACGACCGAAACCAACGACCGGUUUCAUAUGGUGUGACCAUUAACCAGAGUUUCACUGGCCAUAUGUACUAUUCGAUUGCAACCAUCCCCAAAUCCUCUGUGAGUAGUGCACAUGGCCAUGGUAACUCUAGUUAAUGGCCACGCCAUAUUUGAUCAUGAAACUGGUCGUUGGUUUCGGUCAAGGCUGUGACACAAGGCCGCGGCCAAUGUUGGGCUGUCGGUGAGCGUCAGUGACCCUAGUUUUUGCGGUGUGUCCCGCACCGUUGUCGGACCCCUGUCAGCAGCUUUUCGGCCGAUUCAGCAUGUUGAAUCGGCAGUGGAGCACGUCGGUGAGAGAGAUCACUCUGAUUGGCUGUUCAGCUUAGAGAAUCAGUGCAUGAGAGGAGAAACAGAAGUUAAGAAAGCAAGCAAACGACGAAGUCAAGAGGCCACACAGAAGGCUCUUCUCGUUUUUGUCUUCGUCUCACCUGAACAUUGAAGAACUUUUCCUCUCACACAGGUGCAGAACGUACUACAUGCUGGUUGGCCAUGGGCUGUAGUCUUUGCCGUGUGUUCAACUGCUACUUUUUGGCCCAGACGCAGGCGACAUGAGGCGACGCAACAGUCGGCCUUUGUCGCCGCUGGUUCUCUGAUGUUGGUUUGGUGUGUCUGGACCCAUCUUACGACGCUGUGAUGCAACAUUCCCCAGUCCUCUGUGAAUAGUACACAUGGCCAUGGUAACGCUAGUUAAUAGUCACGCCAUAUUUGCAUAUGAAACCGGUUGUUGGUUUCUGUCGUAAUGCAGCUGUAUUGUUUAUGAGGGUGGGGUACCUGCAGUCAGGUGAGACUGAAGAGGUCACUUAGAUGAUGAUGAAACGUGUCAGUAAACGUCGUGUCCAGAUGAACUGAUUCAACCCUCAUUGACGUUCUUACCUGGAGUAUUGAGCACCAAGACCGUCUGUAUGAUCCACAUGUCACACACUGUUUGCAGUGACCGGUGUUGUUGAACGGUGUCUCUUCAUGCAGGAGGCUCAGCACAAUGUCAGUCAAUAUGUAGACAAGAUAAGAGACAGCACUGCUCCCCAAACCACUAUGAACUCAUCAACCCUGAAAGUAUCAUUAGAAGUAACCCCUUCCGCUCCUCUCCUCCAUUUGAUGGAAUCCCACGUGUGACCUGCCGGGACGGCUGUUGGGUUGCAGCCCCCUACACAGCUCACAUGACUCGGUGUCCUGUCAGACGAGGGAUUUCCUACUGGAGUAAAGAGGCGAAGACGCUAAGUGUUUGAUGAAGAGUAGAAUCCCUCACUUAAUUGUACAGACCAACUUCCAGGCAGUCGUACUGGGAACCGGUUUCAGAGAUGAAAGCUGUCGGCAUGUAGAGAGAGGGUUUACCUCGAAGACUAAAGAAUGUAUGUUGAACCCAUUCUUCUUCCUAUUUCUUCCCUGAUCUCAGUUUGCUGUAUGUUAACCCCACGUGGCUCAGCUCUGACUCAGUGGCUGCCUUAACAAAAGAAAAAAGAGUUUGUGUUUUUUCCUGCUUAUUUUGAUGAUUAUUAAAGAUCAUUUUUAUUUUGAUGAUUAUUAAAGAUCAGGAUUAUUUUGAGAUGAUUAAAGAUCAGGAUUAUUUUGAUGAUUAUUAAAGAUCAGGAUUAUUUUGAGAUGAUUAAAGAUCAGGAUUAUUUUGAUGAUUAUUAAAGAUCAGGAUUAUUUUGAUGAUUAUUAAAGAUCAGGAUUAUUUUGAGAUGAUUAAAGAUCAGGAUUAUUUUGAUGAUUAUUAAAGAUCAGGAUUAUUUUGAUGAUUAUUAAAGAUCAGGAUUAUUUUGAGAUGAUUAAAGAUCAGGAUUAUUUUGAUGAUUAUUAAAGAUCAGGAUUAUUUUGAUGAUUAUUAAAGAUCAGGAUUAUUUUGAGAUGAUUAAAGAUCAGGAUUAUUUUGAUGAUUAUUAAAGAUCAGGAUUAUUUUGAGAUGAUUAAAGAUCAGGAUUGUACCCCUGAGGGUUUAAUCGGCCGUCCUGUGUAAGACUGAAUUCAGACUGGCACAGGAGCUGCCUGGUUUUUCACCUUGCAUGACUUGGUUGUGACCGUUUCUGGGGUGUCCGGGUGGCACAGCAGUCUAUUCCGUUGCCUACCAACACAGGGAUCGCCGGUUCGAAUCCCCGUGUUGCCUCCAGCUUGGUUGGGCAUCCCUACAGAUACAAUUGGCCGUGUCUGCGGGUGGGAAGCCGGAUGUGGGUAUGUGUCCUAGUCGCUGCACUAGCGCCUCCUCUGGUCGGUCGGGGCGCCUGUUCGGGGACUGGGGGGAAUAGCGUGAUCCUCCCACAUGCUACGUCCCCCUGGCGAAACUCCUCACUGUCAGGUGAAAAGAAGCGGCUGGUGAGGCCGAGUGUAGGAGGCGGCGUGUGGUAGUCUGCAGCCCCCCCUGGAUCGGCAGAGGGGGUGGAGCAGAGACCAGGAGUGGGGUAAUUGGCCAAGUACAACUGGGGAGAAAAAGGGGGAAAAAUCUGAAAAAGAAAAAUGACGGUGUUGGAGUCUUGUGUUCAGGCAGCAGUGCGGUCACAUGACGGUGGCGCAGGAGGACACGUUACUCCUCUUUCUGUGCGGACGCCAUGUUGACCGAGGGAGCACGUUAACUGAUUUUACCCGAGCACGGCGGCUGCAGGUGUCCGCCGCGGCACCGUGCUGCUCAGUGGCGCCUGUGCAACCGUGCAGCUAGUGAUGCAGCAUGUUGAUGCCUCACUGAGCUGCUGGCCUACACCUGGUUUUAUUCUAACACGUGUGUACCUCCGAUGUCACUGCAAUCACUUCAUGUAACCACACAAAUCCACUCUCGUGUCAUUGUGCACACUUAACACACACACACACACGUGUAUAGUGAAAGUUAAUGUAACAGAAUAAAUAACCUUUCAGAUGACCGGCUGAGCUCCUCUUCUGUCUGU
Lampris incognitus (smalleye Pacific opah) is the source of this 4998-nucleotide messenger RNA. RefSeq names its product adrenodoxin-like. Gene Ontology annotation, molecular function: 2 iron, 2 sulfur cluster binding. The record is from RefSeq and is a predicted model, not a curated record. NCBI's taxonomy places the organism in Eukaryota, Metazoa, Chordata, Actinopteri, Lampriformes, Lampridae. Gene Ontology annotation, biological process: P450-containing electron transport chain; positive regulation of oxidoreductase activity. Gene Ontology annotation, cellular component: mitochondrion. The transcript has 4 exons. The coding region runs from base 363 to 914 and encodes 183 amino acids.